Messenger RNA from Podarcis raffonei (Aeolian wall lizard), 2246 nucleotides. RefSeq names its product cyclin dependent kinase 9 (gene CDK9). Bases 61 to 1278 code for a protein of 405 amino acids. The record is from RefSeq and is a predicted model, not a curated record. Gene Ontology annotation, biological process: protein phosphorylation. Lineage: Eukaryota; Metazoa; Chordata; Lepidosauria; Squamata; Lacertidae. The transcript has 7 exons. Gene Ontology annotation, cellular component: nucleus. Gene Ontology annotation, molecular function: ATP binding; cyclin-dependent protein serine/threonine kinase activity.
CGGGUCCCCGUAUCCCGGAAGUGGCGUUGGUGGCGGCGGGACGAGUGGAACUGCAGAGAAAUGGAGCGGCCGGGCGGAAGCGUUCCCGGAAACGUGCCGCUGCGCCCCUCGGACGGCGGCCGGCGGCAGCCAGAAGAGAUCAGGGGCGCCGGCUCCGCCAUGGCCAAGCAGUACGACGCGGUGGAGUGUCCCUACUGCGACGAGGUCUCCAAGUACGAGAAGCUGGCCAAGAUCGGGCAAGGCACCUUCGGGGAGGUGUUCAAAGCAAAACAUCGUCAAACAGGCAAAAAAGUUGCAUUGAAGAAGGUGUUGAUGGAGAAUGAAAAAGAGGGGUUCCCCAUCACAGCCCUACGGGAGAUCAAAAUCCUCCAACUACUCAAGCAUGAAAAUGUUGUGAAUCUCAUUGAGAUCUGCAGGACCAAAGCCUCCCCGUACAACCGCUGCAAGGGCAGCAUCUACCUGGUAUUUGACUUCUGCGAGCAUGACCUGGCUGGACUCCUCAGCAAUGCCCACGUCAAGUUUACACUUUCGGAGAUCAAGAAAGUCAUGCAAAUGCUCCUGAACGGCUUGUACUACAUCCACCGUAAUAAGAUCUUGCAUCGGGACAUGAAAGCAGCCAACGUGCUUAUCACCCGCGAUGGUGUUCUGAAGCUGGCCGACUUUGGCCUGGCUCGGGCCUUCAGCCUAGCAAAGAACAGCCAGCCCAAUCGCUACACUAACAGGGUGGUGACUUUGUGGUAUCGUCCUCCGGAGCUGCUUCUGGGGGAACGAGAUUAUGGACCACCCAUUGAUCUCUGGGGCGCAGGAUGCAUAAUGGCAGAGAUGUGGACCCGAAGCCCCAUCAUGCAGGGAAACACAGAACAGCACCAGCUCACUCUCAUCAGCCAGCUUUGCGGAUGCAUCACCCCGGAGGUGUGGCCAAACAUGGAUAAGUACGAACUGUAUGAGAAGCUGGACCUGCCGAAAGGGCAGAAGCGCAAGGUGAAGGAGCGGCUCAAGGCGUACGUCAAAGACCCAUAUGCACUGGAUCUCAUAGACAAGCUGCUGGUCCUGGAUCCUGCCCAAAGGAUAGAUAGCGAUGACGCCCUGAAUCACGACUUCUUCUGGUCCGACCCUAUGCCCUCUGAUCUCAAGAACAUGCUCUCCACCCAUAACCAAUCCAUGUUUGAGUACCUGGCUCCUCCCAGGAGGAGGGGUGGACAUAUGCCACAGCAGCCUGCCAAUCAGGGCAGGAAUCCAGUGGCGACCAAUCAGACAGAGUUCGACAGAGUGUUCUGAUGGCUGUGGACCAAGAACAAGAAUGGAGUACUGGUUUCCAAUGGAAUAACGAAAAUGAUUUGUUUCAGCUGUUUUUUUUUUUUUUUUUACUGUUGCAAAGCAAAGCAAAAUGAACAAAACAAAAACUGGUAGGAAGAGAACAAGACAGCUGCAGGUCUGUGUUUUAAGAGCUACAGGACUAGAUUAAACACUGGAAAGGUGUGUAGAGUUCUGCCUAGCUGGGCUAUCACAGACUGAAUUGCAGCUUUUCUGUGCUUGUUGAUUUCUAAAGUACUGAAACAAUCUCGAUGAACUUUUUUUUUUUUUUUAAUUCAUUGGUUCUAUGAAUUUGCACUGCUAGGAAAGUGUGUAUCUGGUGUGCAGGAGGAUGGAGCAGACUGGGUAGGGUCUUGUGUCCAAGAAUGGCUGCUGACUUUGAAUCAUAACGUGGGGCCUGUCCACUUCUGCCACACAUGUGUUGUGGCAGUGGGUUGGUUAGGGUGGCCAGGAAGGGAGCUGCAGAUCUCCCAGGCUUUGGUAACAGAGGUAGCCUUCCCAUGGUGGCAGAGAAGAACGUGGACCCAUCCUUGAGCCACUGUAGGAUGGCCAUCUAACCAUUGUUGCUUAAAUAGGGGUCCCCAGCUGUUGGACUACAAGUCCCAUCAUACCUAGCCACUGGUCCUGCUGUGGAUGAUGGGAGUCGUAGUCUAACAGGUGGUGAACCAAGUUUGAGAAACACUGAAUUCUGAUCUUUUUGCUGCACCACUAUGUAGCUCUGCCAUGAAUUUUGUAGGCUUCAAGCUUUUUUAUUAUUAUUAUUUAAAAAUCCCAACAGCAGGCAGUAAAUGCUCACUUACUUGGACCUAACAAGGCAAGAGGUCUGAUGACUUUCCACCCGGCGUAUGGGUGGGAUACUUAUCUGUAUUAUACUUAUAUCAUGUUCUGGUCUUUUUCUAAAUAGCUCAACUGUAAUAAAAGGUAUUUGCAUA